Messenger RNA from Agelaius phoeniceus (red-winged blackbird), 1531 nucleotides. RefSeq names its product APAF1 interacting protein (gene APIP). NCBI's taxonomy places the organism in Eukaryota, Metazoa, Chordata, Aves, Passeriformes, Icteridae. Gene Ontology annotation, cellular component: cytoplasm. Gene Ontology annotation, molecular function: methylthioribulose 1-phosphate dehydratase activity; metal ion binding. The record is from RefSeq and is a predicted model, not a curated record.
AUGCCCAGCGCUCCGCAGGCGCCCGCGCGGCGCCCCAAAGAAGCCCCCGAGCCAGGACCCCGCGCUGGCCGCGCCAUGGCGGCCGCCGGCGGGGACGCGGCGCAGGAUGGGUUACAUCCAAGGAAUCUUAUCCCAGAACUUUGUAGGCUGUUUUAUGGUUUAGGCUGGGUAACAGGAACUGGUGGAGGAAUCAGCUUGAAACAUGGGGAUGAAAUCUACAUCGCUCCUUCAGGAGUCCAAAAGGAAAGAAUACAGCCAGAAGAUAUGUUUGUUUGUGACAUGAAUGAACAGGACAUCAGUGGUCCUCCACUGCACAAGAAACUAAAGAAAAGCCAGUGCACACCUCUUUUUAUGAAUGCCUACACUAUGAGAGGGGCAGGCGCAGUGAUCCAUACACAUUCCAAGGCUGCUGUUAUGGCUACCCUUCUUUACCCAGAGAGUGAGUUCUCUAUCACCCAUCAGGAGAUGAUAAAAGGAAUCCAGAAGUGUACUUCAGGAGGCUAUUACAGAUAUGAUGAUACACUAGUGGUUCCUAUUAUUGAGAAUACACCAGAAGAGAAGGAUCUCAAGGAGAGAAUGGCACGUGCAAUGGAAAAGUACCCAGACUCUUGUGCUGUGCUGGUCAGACGUCACGGUGUUUAUGUAUGGGGAGAGACAUGGGAAAAAGCCAAAACUAUGUGUGAAUGUUAUGACUACUUGUUUGAUAUCGCAGUGCAGAUGAAGCAGCACGGGCUAGAUCCUUCAAAACAUCCAGCAGGAGAAAAUGGGAUCUUGUAAAUGUCAACAACAUUUAUACUCAGGUUUCUUACAUGAUGAUGGGAGUUCCAGCUUUCACCCCACACUAUUGAAGCCAGAAGGGGGUGCUGAUCCUCAGCUGAUUGACAAAUGUCAGCAGCAACUUUUAACUGUUAAAUGCACCCAGGAAUUAAAGGAGAGUUAAAAAAACCCAACUACUGAACAAUCAUUGUUGCAAUUUCCAAGUCCUGUCGAAUGCCACAGUAGGAGGAAUGAAAAUUCAGAUGCAAAAAUACUUUGAAAAACUUUGGAGAACUAAUGUCACAUUUUGGUUUUGUGCCUUAAAAAUUCAUAUUUUAACAACCUGCACUUGUUGAUCCUGCCCUAAUGCUACAUCAUUUAACUUGAAAUAAGUCUGCAUAUUUCUGAAAGUUAUUGUAGCUUUUAUUCUUCCAGAAAAAAGUGAGGACAACCCCUUAAUUAGAAGUUAAUAAAGUUUAAAGCAUUGUUUGAACUGUUGAUUCCUUCAUACCAUGUUUGUGUUUAUGUUUUUGGGGUUUUUUUUUCUUUUUUUAAAUUAAGCCUGUAGCAUAUGUAUUUUUAAACUCUCCUAAUUGUCAUUAUAAUGAGAAGGAAAUUUUAUAGCAUGUAUUUUGCAGUUGUUACUGAGGGACUGCUCUGGGUCUUACCUUUUUAAAUUCCUUCACUUUGAAUAACAGCUUUGUAUGACCUCUGUUUAGCCCCCACCCCAAGGUAGAUUUAAUCAACCUGCUCAUUAAAACACAGUCUCACAUAA